Nilaparvata lugens (brown planthopper) is the source of this 8763-nucleotide messenger RNA. RefSeq names its product putative 1-phosphatidylinositol 3-phosphate 5-kinase (gene fab1). Gene Ontology annotation, biological process: intracellular signal transduction; phosphatidylinositol metabolic process. Gene Ontology annotation, molecular function: metal ion binding; 1-phosphatidylinositol-3-phosphate 5-kinase activity; ATP binding. Bases 312 to 6659 code for a protein of 2115 amino acids. The transcript has 29 exons. NCBI's taxonomy places the organism in Eukaryota, Metazoa, Arthropoda, Insecta, Hemiptera, Delphacidae. The record is from RefSeq and is a predicted model, not a curated record.
UCUGUCUGAUCCUGUCAAGUCGUCAUCGUCAAGUGAAAACCUAAACUAAAAAGCUAAAUAUUUUUGGUUAGGUGUCAUUCGGCUGUUUAUUUUAUAUUUAAUAAGAAGAUAAUAUGGGAACCAGAAAUAAUUGUUGUUUUCCUCCGACAUUAUUUUUCUUCAAUGGAAUGGAUUUUUUUUGAAUUUAGAAGUUGUUGGUGUUGGAAAUUUGUAAUUUAUAUAACCUGAACUCUUCUGUGUUACUAUUUGACAUUCGAAGUUUCAGAUUUCCUUUGCAACUCUGAUAGGAAGAGAAACAAAACAACACCAGAAUGAAUAAAAAUUUGAAUUCAACUACAGAACUUACUGAAUUUGCUCCACUUUCUCCUGAACCAGAAGAUUCCCCGCGAUUCACUCAUCUGCUUUCGAGAUUCUUCAAAAGAAGUGGAAAUGACUCUAAAACUGCAUCCAAUGCACCCGUGGAAAAUAAGGCUGAAGCAAAUUCCGCUUCUGGAGCCAAGUGGGAUUCUUCGGAACCAGCUAAUGAACCAUUAAAUUUGAAUGUAAAUAGCAGCGAUCAAUUGGCCGUGGUUGCAAAAGAUGGACGUAGCCUGCCGAAUGUCCUGAAACGAAUUAGCAACUUGCUGGCUCUCAAGUAUUCAGGUCUGCAGUCUUACAAAGACACGGAUUUGAAGCAGUACUGGAUGCCGGACUCAGUGAGCAAAGAGUGCUAUGACUGCGGCGAGAAGUUCACAACGUUCCGGAGGCGACAUCACUGUCGCGUCUGCGGUCAGAUAUUCUGCUCACGGUGUUGCAAUCAGGAAAUACCCGGCAAAAUCAUGGGCUGCACAGGUGACCUACGAGUAUGCACAUACUGCGGCAAGGUGGUACUCUCCUAUCUGCAGUCGGCAGACAUGAACGCAGACCUGUCAGCCGACCUGAGGGCGUUGCAAGAAGACCUGCAGGUGAAGUUCGGUGGUGAGCUACAGGCGAGUGACCUGGGCGUCAACCUGGCCAACUCGGCCGCCUUGGCUCACAGCGAGCAGGCCGAUGCCGCCAGGCGUAAGCCUUCUGUUGCCUAUCAGGAGGAGAGAUUUGCUCAAGCAAGGGUGCAUUCUGGCAACUGCCUUGCGAUCGAAGAGAGAUGUCGGAUCCUGCAGAGCUCCCGAUCACUUCGGCUGCUACACGAGGAACUGGCCAACCCGUGCAAUGGGCUGGUGGUCGAGCUCACCAUUCAGAAGCGAGUCCACCAGACUUGCUUCUCCGGCAGCGAACUCGUCGAAUGGCUGCUCAAACACAACAAAGUCGUUGUCAGGGAACAAGGGCGAGCUCUUGGCCAGGCACUUUUGGAAGCCGGCUACCUGGAGUCGCUGACCAUGGGACUGAAGGAGUUCAGUGACGGCUACACCCUGUAUAGGCUGCGCUCCUGUCCCCCUUCCCCUUCGCCAUCUGUCAAUUCAGCACAUCAACAACAACAACAACAACAACAUCAGCAGCAUCAUCAGCAUCAGCAGGGCGUGUAUCUCGAUCAACCGAAUCAAGACAUAUCCCCCACUCCCACUCUGAUACCGAUGUCACAGUCCAGUGGAGAUCCUGAUAGCGAGGAGAUGAUGUGGUACUCACAAACCACGCAGCAGGAUUCUACGACUACAGAUUCAGAGUCUGAGAUGAGUCUGCCGUCUUCAGCCUCUCUCUUCCACCUAGACUUGAACCUUGAAGAGAACACUGUCCACAUCAGUCGGCCAAAUCCCACCACGCCUUCUCCUCGACCUACAAAACGAUCCAAAUCAAAUUCAAAGACUGAUAUACCAAAAGCUGAAGGCGUUGCCGAUAAUUACAUUAGAGAUGUGGUUCAAUUGUACAGAAAUUCAUCUAAUGAUAAAUUCAGAGCUGUAAAUUGGAACAAAGCAUCUUCCCAAUCAGAUGAUAGUCGUGUGAAACAGGUCUUCGAAACAUUAACGUCUGCAUUUAAACAACAUAACCAGAAUUUUCUGAAGCAAUUGCUGAAUGCUGAAGGCCUUUCACAAUCGUGGGCCGAUGUUGUCAUCCCAGUUGCACAGCAGGUGGUUGACACCAUCAAGCCGGAUCUCAGAAACGACGAAAACAUGGAUAUUAGGCAGUAUGUACAAUUGAAGAAAGUGCCGGGAGGCUCAAGGAGCGAGUGCUGCAUUGUUGGAGGCGUGGUCUGCUCCAAAAACGUGGCGCACAGGUCAAUGAACGCAAAACUCCUCAAUCCCAGAAUUCUAUUGCUGAGUUGCGCCAUCAUGUACCAGAGAGUCGAAGGCCGGUUCAUGUCACUUGAACCUAUUCUGCUGCAGGAGCAAGAAUACCUACGCCACGUUGUGACACGUAUCGCAGCGAUGAGCCCCACCCUGGUGCUGGUGCAGAAGAACGUGUCUCGGCUGGCACAGGAGUCGCUGCUGGCACUCGGCAUCACACUUGUGCUGAACGUGAAGCCGAGCGUGCUCGAGCGAGUGGCCAAGGUGACGCGAGCCGACAUCGUGACAAGUGUGGACGCACACGUCGGUCGGCCGCAGCUCGGCACCUGUCGAUACUUCCACAUCGAGACGUACACCACUGAUACCGGCGGAGCAAAGACACUGAUGUUCAUGGAAGGCUGCCCAGUCCCUCAUCACGGCUGCACAGUGCUGCUACGAGGCGGAACUCUGCACGAAAUGGCCAAGCUGAAGCGGGUCGUCAACCGCAUGAUAUUCUCGCUCUACAACUGGCGGCUCGAGGUGUCCUUUCUCAUGGAUGAGUUCGCCAACCCUCCCCGACCACCCGACAUGGACACGUUCUUCGACGAAUCCAACACCGCACUUACUUCCCAACCACCCGCUGAACUGAAUGUGGAAGGAACAGUGGUUGGUGACGAAUCAAACCAAAAAGGAAACGAAGAAGAUCUGAACCUAGGUGAAAAAAAUAGUGAAGGAUUACCAUUAACAGAUAGCGCAGCUUCGAAUGUCCCCAGUACUACAAACCGGGUGAGAAAACACGGUGUAGAUCACCCAGUGUCACCAAUCGAAAACAAAGAAAACCUCACAACAAACGUUGCUAAUCUACCCGUAGAUAGUAGUAAGUUGGGCGUUAAUUUAACAACAAACGUUAUUAGUGAAUCACCCCUAGAUAAUAGUAAGUUGGGCUCUGUGAAACUGAAAACUACGAAUGUGUCUAGCUCAAAAGACAAGUCGUUUAGUGAUGAUAGGAAAAUAAAUGUUGAAUCUGUGAGUGAUUUUAGUGAUCCACUUCAUUUGUACCUGAAUUUCGAGGAUGAGGUUUUCGGAGACAACUCGAGUCAAGCGCUGGCUGUGGCUGAGCUGCCUGUUGUUAAUAAAUUCCGGAAGGCGUUGGAUGACACGAUCUUGUGUAUUUCUCCUUUCAUCAAGGUGCCUGUGCCGUAUCUUGAAACUGAAACUGGCCGUAACUGUGAGCUAAGGAAGUAUCUGCCGGAAGAAAUAUUUUGGUCGGCCCAGAUUUCUGACGAUAAGUCUGGUUCUCAGAAAAACACGGCAUCUGAUUCUCAAAGCGCAGAAAAUAGAUUGCAAGGCAUCAAGCUUGCUCCCAAGCACCCGUUCACGACAGCCAAACUGACGCAAUCAGCCGACACGGCCGACAUUCAAACGCUGCUUGCCAACUUCCGCGCGUGCGGCGGCCGUCUACCUCGAUCCUCCUCCUCCUCUUCCUCCUCUUCAUCCCACUCCACCUCCAACACCUUCGUCCUCCCGCCACCCCCCUCGGCCAGUGUGCUCCCUCCUCCCCUGCUCGACGCCCUCGACCCCUCCAACCACCAGAAGUUGGCCAUGCUCUUCUGCAGCUACUCGCAUCACUCCAACAAUGCACCUGCAUUCUGUGUUAACCCAUGGGUUGUUCACAUGGAUUUCUAUGGUCGAAACGACAUACCUUUGGGCGAUUUUCUAGAAAAGUAUUGUUUUAGAAAGUCGUACUUUUGUCCUUCGAAAACGUGUGAUACGCCGAUGGUGCAGCAUAUAAGGAGGUUUGUGCACUCGGGCGGAGCUGUGCAUAUAGCUCUCCAAGAGCUGGAGACUGCGCCCACUGAUGACGAAAAUAUUCUCAUGUGGAACUCUUGUCCUAUAACUAAGUUGGAUUCUCCUGUGAUGGUAUUGUCGAAUGAUACGUGGGCGUUCUCAUUUGCCAAAUACUUGGAGCUGCGUUUCCACGGUGACAUGUACACGCCCAGAGGUGGAGCUAUGGAAACCAAGUGCGAUCACUCAUUGCAUCACAACCAUAUACAAUAUUUCGGAUACAAAAACAUGGUAGCAUUUUUCAAGUAUACAAAAAUUCUUGUGUGGGAAAUAUCGUUGCCCCCAUCGUUGUUGCUUACCCAAUCAGAGCCUUAUCAUCAAAACUAUGUUCUGGAUGAGAUGAAAAAGUGGGCAGUAGCUGGUCACGAAGUAUUCAGCGGAAUUUUGAACAGGCUUUGCAACAUGGGCCAGAAUGGUGGUGAUGCUAUCACAAUAGCUGCUUUGAAGCAACAACUACAGAAAGACCAAACAGUAUUCAAGUCAAGGGUUGAUGAGAUACAGAUGAAGAUGACUUCGCCAACACUUGAAGAUUCUCCUGAUACUGAUAGCGACAUGGUGAAGAUGAGCAUGUGGAAGCUGUGUGACUCACUGGUGCUGUUGAAGCGCCUGGUGGCUGAGUCAGUGGCCGACUGGAAUGCGCGCCUCUUGGACCUGGAGAGCAGUGUGCGCAGGCGCGAUGAGAGGGCCAAGAAGAACAGCACUGAGCAGAGGGUGUCAGUCACCGCUGCUGCUGGCCUCACCGACAUCAUUGAGGGGGUAAUAACGUCACAUUUCCCCGACACGCAGGCCGAUCUGAUUCCGAUCGAGGAGACCGUGCAUCCGAGUCAGUUGAGCAUGUCGACGUCAAUGUGUUCGGAGCCAGAGGUUGCCAUGGAAACGGACGAACUGCAGACUGCUGAUGCCACCUCUACUGCUGCUGCUGUUGACAAUGAUGAUGGCACAGAGGAUCAACCGGCCUUCACUCUAACCGAGGGACAGGCGGCGGCCGGCAGAGAGUCAACUGCUGAAAGUGAUGCUCAACUGAACCUGGUUGAGUCACAUGGUAAUGUGGUGAAAACUGAAAGCAAAGUGCCUAGGAUGGAUGAUGUUUUGAAGGAAGUAUCAACUGUGCAAACUGAUCGAACGAUCGAUACGGAGGUCAAUGAAAGUCCCGCCGAACCUGAUGAAGGAGAGGCAGCAGCUAAUGCCCAACAUGGCUCCAAAGCAGACAAAAAGACUGUCAAAACAAUACUAUCUCAGUUGUUACCUACUCAACAAAUUGCAGCUCCUAUCCAAUCUCCAAUGAGUCCACAAGAACACCAUUGUUUACCUCUGGGUGUGUCUGUGCCGGUUGUUGUGUAUGAGAGGGAGCCCAGCUCUAUAAUAGCCUAUGCCUUGAGUUGUCACGACUACAGGAUAGAUCUCGAAGAAUUGAGAAACAGCAAUAAAGGUCCGCCCUCAGAACAGCCUAGUCCAAGUCCUGUGAAUAAGCGAAAAAGCGGAACAUCGGAAUCGAUGAGGGAGUCGAUAUCGGAAGCGCCGUCCACCCACGAGCACAGGCGCACCGGAUCCGGAAUGCUGUCAUUCCUUAGAGCGGCCGCUUCAAACAACAAUCUGGGCAAUAGCGGCACCAGUAUCAGUCGUCAAAAUUCAGAGAUCGGUCAAAGCAGCAGUGGUGCCUUACCCAGCGAGGGACCAUCACCACAACCUCAGGAAUUGGAUGAGAAUCGAGCUGAACCAGAAAGCAACAAAUCAAAAUCAGCAAAAUCACUCUCUUCUCUCCACUUGGAGGUUCAAUUUUCGGACAGUUGUGCCAACUUUAUAGUGAAAGUGUACUUUGCGGAGCAGUUUGCUCGACUGAGAGCGGCCGUAUUCCCGGCGGGCGAAGAGGCGUUUGUGCGCUCUCUGUCGCGGUGUGUGCAGUGGGCAGCUAGAGGCGGAAAGUCCGGAUCUAAUUUCUGCAAAACCAAAGACGAUCGCUUCAUCCUGAAAGAGAUGACGCGACUAGAGACACAGCUGUUCGUGGAGUCGGCGUCGAACUACUUUGAGUACAUGGAGGGCUGCGUGGCGACCAACACACCCACCCUGUUGGGCAAGAUUGUCGGAGUGUACCGCGUGAUCUAUCGCAACGCCACCUCCAGCAACACGUUGCGUUCAAACCUGCUAGUCAUGGAGAACCUGUUCCACGCGCGCUCUGUCAAGCACAAAUUCGACCUCAAGGGAUCAGUCAGAAAUCGACUGGUCAAUCCCAACGAACAGGAGGGCGAGAUUGUGUUGCUCGACGAGAAUCUUCUCAAUCGCAGUUGCGACUCGCCACUCUACAUCCAGCCGCACGCGAAGACCGUUCUGAUGCAGGCGAUCCACCAGGACACGCAGUUCCUGGCCGCACAGUGCGUGAUGGACUACUCGCUGCUGGUCGGCCUCGACGAGACCAAGAAGGAGCUGGUGGUUGGCAUCAUCGACUACAUCCGCACCUUCACCUGGGACAAGAAGCUGGAGACCAUGGUGAAGCGCAGCGGGCUGCUGGGAGGGCAGGGCAAGCAGCCCACCAUUGUGUCGCCUGACGAAUACCGUGAUCGGUUCAUUGCAGCUAUGCACAAGUACUUUCUGCCCGUGCCUGAUCGUUGGACUGGCCUCGGAAAGGGACUCGACUGUUGAUACCUGUAAGCAACCUAAUCAAACAACUGUCUACAAUAUUUUUAUCAAACUGAAAUCUAUGAUUCGAUGGCGAGGGUUUUCGAAUGUUGAUCAUUAAUACGGUGAUUCCCCUAAUAAGGUAUGACAAAGAUAAGGUGAUCCUUGGGUGUAAUGUCUGGUAAAGUAGUCCAAACUCACCAUUGUGAAUUAUAAACUAGGUGAUCCGCCUAAUAUGGUGUGACAAAAAUAAUGUUAUUCGCGGGUGUUAUAUCUGGUAAAGUGCUUCCAACUAUAGAGAAAAUAUAGCAUAAGGAGAUAUCUCAUGGUAUAGGGAGUUUAUGUUCCAAAUUUCCCUGUUAACUCAAGCCGGUAGUCCUAGUAGUUAACUUUCGUGGAGCUAUGUGACGCUGAUAGUCUCUCAUACUGUAUCGUUCUUUUAAUCGGCCAAAACUGUAAUAAUAGACAGUAGUCGACAGUAAUCGGCUUGAAAUUUGUAUGAUAAACGACCUAUACCAUAGAAUAUCUUCUUACGCUAUUUUUUCUCUAUGUUCCAACUCACCCUUGUGCAUUAUAAAUAUGGUGAUCCGCCUAAUAGGUAAUACAUGGGUGUGAUGUCUGGUAAAGUGGUCACAAAUCACCUGUAUGAGUUGGUAGCCACUUGCACUUUCUGUGAGCAAGCUAAUCAAACAACUAUACAUCCAAUAUUCUUAUCAAAUAUUUUAUUCCACUCCAUGUUGUCACGUUUGUUCAUAUGGUUAUCACUCUUGAAGAUCUUCAUCCAACUAAAAUCUAGAUUCUAUUAUACUUCAGGUUAACAUGUUGUCACAUUUUUCUGGUCAUCACUUGAAGAUUAUGCUACGAUUACAGUUUCUAUCAAUAACUGUGAUCUACUGUUAUAAGUUACAAGUGUUUCUUCAAAUUUAAAGUUUUAUGUAAAGAGAUUAUUAUCCACAUAAAACAGUUGUUGCCUUAGAAACAGUUUGGAAGAUACUAAUAGAGGAAUAAAAUAUUAAAAAGAUCUGAUGAUUCAAGUAUAUAUGAUCUCACUUCAGGCUGUAACGGUAGUAUCAUAUUCUACUUUCCGUAUGCACAUCACUAUUGUCAUUUUUGAUAGUGGCAGAUUCAGGAUUGAGUCAAGAGGGAUCUAAGGGGACAGGGAACAUUUAUUCCAGAUAAAAUUUUAAAUAUUUAUGUGGAAUUUUAUUAGAAAGUCUAAUUAUAUCUAUUGUAGAUUGAACAUCCUAGAAGGGACUGCCACUGUGUUUUUGAUAACAGUAACCAUGAAUUAAUACUUCUAUAAGUUGUGAUUAAAUUUGAUUCUGUAAUGCAGAACUUCAAAAUAUAUACAGCUUAUUGUUGAAAUUUGAAAAAAACUUGAAUAGCUUGGAAGAAAUAAUGCACCAGGAUAUACCAUACAAGCUACAAAGCUUCUUUAAUAAAAUAUCCAUCUUGAAGUGGGUAGCUUUAUCACUGCUGUAGUAGCAUCAUUAAAUAAUAUAAUAUAUUUUUCACAUGAUCGUUGCUAAAUAUUUUGAGAUAAAAAAUAUUAAAUUAUUUUAAUGGAUGAAAUUUUAAGGCUGAAAUGUUUCUAUUGAAGAGUAGAUUUGUAAGAAUGUUUUGAUGAUUUAAUGUUUUUUGAUCGUACAUUUUGUAUCCACUUUGUCUCUUAUUAGCACAAUGCUGUAGUAUCCGACCCACAUUUUAGGACUCAUUAUAAGAUUUCAGCGUACCGUACUUGGUGAUCAGUUUUAUUUUGGUUGCUAACCUCAAACCAAUAAUUCUUAAUCUUAAUCUUAUUCCUGAAUUAUUUAAGCCAUUUCCUAUAUUCCCAAUCACCUUGAUCAAAUUCAGUCUAUUUCUCUACUCUUGGAAGUUUAUUGCUUCAUCUUUCCAGUUCUGAUAAAUUAUUUAUUCCCAUUUUGAAAAUUAUCAUAUGCUGAUAUCUAAUGUCACAUAUAAUUACUUCUCUCCCAUUGAAAUAAUUUUUUAUUCAAUAAUCUACCUAUUUUGAAAUUUCAAUCAUUUUUGGCUGCAUCAUAUUCAUAAGAAUAUGCUAUAACAGCCAUAUCGAAUCUCACAAAUAUUUUACCCUGAUUGAGACAAUUUUGUUUCUAACUACUCUUAA